AUGUUUCGCGCUUUUCAUCAAAAACCCUUUUCGGUGGGAAUGAACAUGGACAAAGACACACGAGUGUUUUCCGGAGAAUUGAAGCUAGCUCCCAAGAGAGGUAGGAGCUCGAAGAAAAAAGACGGCUUCGAUAUUGAGGGCAAGGAAUAUAUACUGCCAAUAAGAGGAGAUAUACCAAGCAGCAUUGUCACCUCGGCGCCAACACUGGAGUACAGGUUCCUGCAGCUCACAGAUGGAGACUUCAAGCCCAUGGACUCCGCUUCGAGGAAGCUAAUUAGAAGUCAUGUGAUGAGAAAUCAUUUCCAGGAGAUGAAAGUUCAGUUGGGGGAUCUUUCUCAUGCAAAUUCAACUUCCACUGUUAGUUCGAAGGACCGACUGAAAGGCCGUUGGAGGUUGGCGAAGCAGCCUUCAGUCCGCGGUACGAAGCAGGUGAACUCCAACGACGACAAAUCAAAGGAAACAUCGGGACUUUCUGCUUCACUCUCCCUUUCUGAGAUCGUGGACUGGCCUGCUCCCGUGAAAUAUACAGGCUCACAUACGCAAGUGAAAACUUUUCACGGCGAUGGCUUGGCACAUAACGUUCCUCGUUUGGAGGCGUUUCAAGCUAAUGUUCGAGACCCAUUCGAUUCGAUGCCUGUGGCAACGAGCAACCCUCGUACAAACCGUUUAAUGCAUUUCUAUCAAACUGAAUUCAACAUCAAUCGAAUAGCACAAAAUCCUACGAAUUCAUUUUACGGUUACGUUGUUGAAAAUGAAGGGUUAUUGCACGGUAUGCUGUCUAUUGUAGCACUUUACAUGCAUGGUCACCAUGGCUUGCCUGUCAAACAAGAUAUUUUGUAUCAUCGUGGCCAGGCGAUGCAGAUAAUUAAUCGGGACCUUUCUGAUCCUACAAAGAUGAAUAUGUCUUCUCUCAUGAGUAGUAUGACAUCAGUAGCCGUUUUUGAGAAUUUAUGCGGGAAUUAUUUCAAUGCCAAGGCUCAUCUAGUAGCCAUGAGAUCACUCAUCAAAGCCGCUGGUGACGUCAAGAGCUUGGCAACGAACGAUUCUAUUCUGAGAGCUGUUGCAUGGGCCGAGUAUCAUUAUGCAGCAGCAACUCGUAACCUGCCUGGUUACAAAUACUCUGCGAUCGAGUGUGGACAUCCAAAUCCUCUUUUACCAGAGAAACUCCUGUCAACAGCGGCAAAGCAUUAUCCUUAUACCCUUGAACUUAUCAAUGUGUACGGCCAUACGCUAUUUAGCAUAUUUCGCCGUCUACGGACAAUUUCAAUUGCCACAACAUCGCAGUGGACGACCACCCGCGAGAACGAUCUCGAGUUUCGUUACGCACUCAGUAAUGUCAUGCUCGACACUGAGUAUGAUAUGAUUGCAUUAGCUUAUGACCUGAGGCUCCAAAUCGCGACAAUGGCGGCCCCUUCGUUAGAUUUGGUUGUGGUGUGUGAUUCUAUAUGUGUGGUGGGGCAAAUAUUCUUUUACGCAGGAUUGAGGAUCAUGCCAUUGGGUACUAGAACUGUUGACUUGUAUCUAUCCCGUCUUAGACCAGUCCUAUAUUCCAGAUCUAUCGAAAGCUGGAAGGCUCAGGCACCGAUGGAGUUGUUGCUCUGGACUCUCGUGAUUGCAGCGACUGCCUCGAAUGGACGGGCCGAAUAUCUUCCUGCAAUGAACAAACUCAGAGAGCUUUGUUUGAAGAUGAAGAUCGUGGACGAGAAGCAGUUACUCACCUCUUUGAUUACCUUUCCAUGGAAUGAGGCAUUUCAUGAGUUGGCUAAGAGUGUGCUUAGGGAUGUCUUUCGCGGAGCAUCGUACUUGUUAGUUUCUGACGACGUAAGCAACACGCUUACAGAAACUCCCUUGGACCAAUUUAACAUGUUCCAAGAAUAA
Verruconis gallopava is the source of this 1878-nucleotide messenger RNA. RefSeq lists its product as uncharacterized. The transcript has 4 exons. The coding region runs from base 1 to 1878 and encodes 625 amino acids. NCBI's taxonomy places the organism in Eukaryota, Fungi, Ascomycota, Dothideomycetes, Venturiales, Sympoventuriaceae. The record is from RefSeq and is a predicted model, not a curated record.